This is a messenger RNA of Drosophila novamexicana, 1158 nucleotides long. RefSeq names its product replication protein A 32 kDa subunit (gene RPA2). The transcript is spliced from 4 exons. Bases 87 to 815 code for a protein of 242 amino acids. The record is from RefSeq and is a predicted model, not a curated record. Gene Ontology annotation, molecular function: DNA binding. Gene Ontology annotation, cellular component: DNA replication factor A complex; site of double-strand break; nucleus. Gene Ontology annotation, biological process: double-strand break repair via homologous recombination; DNA replication; nucleotide-excision repair. NCBI's taxonomy places the organism in Eukaryota, Metazoa, Arthropoda, Insecta, Diptera, Drosophilidae.
CUGCAUUAGUGUUUUGGCGCGUUUUGUUGCUUACACAGCUUGUGAAAUUUGUGGAAUUAAUAUAUUUUUAAUCAUACUUAAACAAAAUGAACGAUUCCUUUGGAGAUUUCAAUGCCACACAAACGGCCACUGCCGGCGCCACAAAGGAAGCCUCCGGCGAGGGUAUUAUUUCGCUGCUGGUCAAGCAGAUUAUUGAUUCACCCGAGGGCAAUUUCAAGAUGUUCGAUGUUACCUACGCUUUGGUCUGCGCCGUGGGAAUUGUGCGCAACAUUGAAACGUCCUCAACGAAGAUCACAUACUCCUUGGAGGAUCACAGUGGACGCAUUGAUGCACACUACUGGCUGGAGGAGGGCGAUGCCAUCAAGUCGCCCGAUGUGAUGAUUAACAACUAUGUGAAAAUCUAUGGUUCAGUGCGCUCGCAGGCGGGCCAAAAAGUUCUGAUGGUCUUCAAGCUGAUAAAUGUGCUAGAUCCCAACGAGGUGUGCACCCACAUUCUGGAGGCGUUGCAUUCGCGUUACAAGGCUGAGGAGUACCAUGUCAAGGGCGACACAUCAGCUGCAGCCAGCAACACGCUAAUGACCAAUGUAACUGCCACCCAAAGCAAUGCCAUUGUUGCUGGCCUGGACAGCAAGCAGCUGGCCGUCUUCCAGGCCAUUAAGAGCAACUGCUCCGAGGAGGGCAUCCAUCGACGCGAACUGAAUGCCAAGUUCUCUCACAUAAGCCAAGCCGAAAUGAACAACAUACUGGACUUUAUGAUCUCCGAGGGCCACAUUUACUCCAGCAUCGAUGCAGAUCACUUUAUAUGCACCAUGUAGUUAUUUAUUUAAUGCUAUGCUACAAUUUACUCUAUAUAUAUACGACAUAAUUAAGUAUCUUCAAGAAACUAUAUACCUAAUUAUUUCAUUUUGUCAACUACUUUGAAAAGGUUCGAUUCCAUUCGAUAUUUGAUUUGAAUGCAUUUGUAUUCAAACUUUAAAAACGCGAUUCGACUAAGUCGUUGCGCCUUCUCAGCUAUUUUAUAAAUAGAAACACGUAGGCAAAUCCAACUAGCAGACCUGUUUCUAAUUCCGAAAUCGUUUGAUAUUUGCGGAACUCAAAUUUGGUUCCGCAACGUGCUCGGGCUUCAACUUAAAUCGAUUUUAUAUUAGCAAGUAUUAC